Colletotrichum spaethianum is the source of this 984-nucleotide messenger RNA. RefSeq lists its product as uncharacterized. NCBI's taxonomy places the organism in Eukaryota, Fungi, Ascomycota, Sordariomycetes, Glomerellales, Glomerellaceae. Bases 1 to 984 code for a protein of 327 amino acids. The record is from RefSeq and is a predicted model, not a curated record. The transcript is spliced from 2 exons.
AUGAAGUCUCCGAGUCCGGCAGGCACAACACCCCCCGGCGAUCGCACCACCUCAGGCGCUGGUAUCGAUGCCGUCGUCCGUUCGGCUUCAAGUCUCAUCAAGGAUGUCAACGCCGAAUUCCAUCGUGAGAUGGAAGAGGUACUGUCGCCUCGCACCGCCGCUCUCGUCGCGGCGUCGGAAUCCGCCAAGGAGAUGGAGUACGUUGAUACUCCAACACGCCGCCCGCCCCGGCAAAAGCGCUCGCUGCCCGCGCCGGUUCCAUGGUCGCCCCCAGUUCACCCGGCGCCCACAAAGCCGCUGCCUCCUGUUCCCCAGAAGAAGUCAACGCGGUCGAAUACUCCUUCUCGCACGUCCGUUAGUGCCGACAAUGGCCCCUGCCCAGCUCUCACUCAAGCGCCGGCACCCCCUCAAUCUCCUCCCCCUCCUCCCCCCGUCCAUACGGCCGGACCCAACUUCUACGACCCGUAUCCGCCGCCAAGAGUCAUCUGGACGAACGGAGACGUUACCGUUUCCGACUUCUCGAUCCCGAAGCGCAUUGUUCGUCCCACGGCCUCUAUGACAGCGAUCUCUCUACGUCCGCCUACUCUCAUAAACCAGACUCAGAAGGUCCGUCGCCCGGAGUCGGCCGCAAACUUCCAGAGUCCUGCAACUGCCGAAGCACCGUCCCGAUCGCGUACUCCAGGCAAGGUGGUCUCUAUGGCUGAGCUCAAAGAGCGAGUAGAGGCGGAGUCUAGUGACGGCAGCGGCAGCGAUGAGGCUAUUGGCCUGAAAACCUUCCUUAGUGAGGACGUCGCCGUUGCUCCCGUGUCAGCCAAUGAGAAUAAAGAGAAGAACGGGAAGCCCGAGAACCGUGACAAGUCCGACAGAUCCAACAAGUCUGGGACGUCCGAGAAGUCCGAGAGGUCCGAGAAGUAUAAUGAGGGCAGCAAGAAGAAAUUGUUCGGAAAGCUUUUUCGUAGAAACAAGAAGGACGGAGAGAUGUAG